Messenger RNA from Rotaria sp. Silwood2, 945 nucleotides. The record is from the annotation of a GenBank genome assembly. Lineage: Eukaryota; Metazoa; Rotifera; Eurotatoria; Philodinida; Philodinidae.
AUGAGUAAUAUUUUAUGCUUGACUAAAUUAUAAUCAAAAUAUUCCACAAAUAACAAGUCAUCAUUACUAAAACUUAGAUGUCCAUUGGAAGAUCGUCUUUAUGACCUUGCUUUUUCAGUUUUUAAAUCAAUUGAACCAACAUAUGUACGUGCACUUAUUGGACCAGGAAUAUUACUUAAUUUAUUUUGUCUAUUUAUACUUUCUCGGCCGAGAUUAUCAAAUAAAUCGACUACAAUUAUAUUUUUACGUAUUCUUGCACUUUUUGAUAUGCUAUCAAUUAUACUUAAAUACAUUCGAACAGAAAUCAAUUAUCUGUCAACUGAAAAAGGUCAUGACAUAUUCUUAUUAAAUGGAGAAGUUUUUUGUAAAGCAUUAUAUGUAUUAAUGAAUGCAUGCAUUUCAAUUGCUAUGUGGAUAGUUGUUUUAAUGAGCUUAGAUAAAGCUGUUGCUGUUAGUUAUCCACUUAAAUCACCUUUGCGGUGGUAUACUCGACAAUCUUUCUUUUACAAGACUCUUAAUGCAGUUCUACGUACCGAAAAUAUUCAUAUGAUUUUUUUAUUUCGUUCAUUUAUCUCUGACAUUCAACGUCAAUUAGCAUGUAAUCAAGCUAAGAAUUCUCUACUAGUUUAUCGAGGGCAAAUUAUAUCAAAGAAUGAACUGAAAACUUUAAAACAAUAUCGUGGUCAGUUUAUUUCUGUCAACUCAUUUUUUUCUACUAGUACUAAAUAUCAACAAGUCCUUUCAUUUCUUCAUGUUCCUGAUAAUACAGACAAUUUCAAACCAGUAUUAUUUGAAAUCAAUGCCAAUCCUACGAUGGUCACUACCAAACCGUUUGCUGAUAUUAGUAAAUAUAGUGAAUUUCCUGGCGAACCCGAAAUACUUUUUAUGCUGGGUUCUAUUUUUCGUUUGGACAAUAUCGAGUAUAGUAGUGAUAAUCAACUAUGA